AUGGGUCGCUCUGUGCAUGAGGAAACAAAAGGAAGCCCACUAGGUGCAUGGUGCAGUCAGGUGGUCGUGCCAAAGAGGGUGAGUGCCGUUCUGGGGAAGAAUGUGACUCUGGAGUGCAGGGUGGAGGUGGGCACCAACCUGACUCUUACCCAGAGUUCCUGGGAGCGCCGUCUGCCUUCAGGCUCCGUCACUGUGGCCGUGUAUAACCCAGAGUUUGGCACGUCCAUCCCUCCGGAGUAUAUCAAUCGCCUGUAUUUUCGCUCACCUUCAUCUCAUGAUGCCACCAUUGUACUGGAAAAUGUGGUAUUUUCUGAUAUUGGGAUUUAUACCUGUAAAGUGGCUACAUUUCCUCUGGGAAACACCCAAGCCUCCACAACUGUCAAUGUUCUAGUUGAACCCAAGGUCUAUGUGUCUGCUGGUUCCACGGCUCUGAUCGACGGGGGCAACGAGACGGUGGUGGCCACCUGCAUCGCGGAGCGAGCCCGCCCCCCCGCCGAGGUUUCCUGGGAGUCCAACCUCUUCGGCAAGUCAGAAGUGCAACUGUUUGACGACGUCAACGGCACGACCAGCACACGGGUGCGAUACAUCUGGCAGCCCACGCGCCACGUCCAGGGCCACGAGCUGGCCUGCAUCAUCCGCCACCCGGCCCUGCAGAGCGACUUCAGGAUCCCCUACCAGCUCAACGUGCAGUUUGCUCCCGACAUCUCUGUUGUAGGGUAUGAUGGAGACUGGUAUGUUGGCCGUGAAAACGUUCAGAUGACGUGCAAAGCCAAUGCAAACCCACCAGCUCAUCAUUUCCGAUGGAUCAGAUUGGACAGUGAAAUGCCGGAAGGGCUGGAAAUCAUAAACAGCACGUUGCUCUUCCUGCGUCCCCUCCAGCGGAACGACUCUGGAGUUUACAGGUGUGAGGUGGCCAACGACAUCAACCUCCGCAGCCGUGACGUGCGCAUCCUCAUACAAGAUCCUCCCACCAUGCCUUCCACCAUUACCGCUCCUGUCCUAACCGGCCCUUCCUCCUCCACCUUUGUGGUCGAUAAAGGCCUUGUCCUUCUGAGCGCCCCCACGCUCCGGGCCCUGCCGGAAAGUAACCUCGGUUCCAUAGUGGGCGGGGCCGUGGGCGGGGCCUUGUUCCUGCUGCUGCUCUUAUCUCUGGUUGGCGUUUGCUACCUCCGGAAACAGCAGACUUUUCACGGCAACUACUACACAAAGCAGUACCUGGGCCCCACUGACCUCCAGAAGGCCCCCACGCAGCACGAGCUCCGCCCCACCAAAGCCGGCGGCGGCCGGGACCACGACCGGGAGGAGUGGGGCGGCCGCGAGCUCAAACACGAACGCGACCGCCGUCACCGUAGCAACUACGACGGAGACGAGUAUCCCGUUAACGGAUACACGAGGGCCAUGAGGGAGAGCGGCCGGCUCGCCAAACAGCAGAACCACCAACACGAACGACACGAACACGCAAAGUAUUCGAGCCCGCAGCAGGCCAGAUGUGCCCGAUACCCUCGGCCCCCCAAACCCCAGGGGAACGGCGCCCCCUACCUGUCGGAUGACUGCUACGAUAGCGGGGCCGAGGGCGAUUAUGUGUCCCAUACAGAUGGCUCUGUCAUCUCACGUAGAGAGUGGUAUGUUUGA
This is a messenger RNA of Menidia menidia (Atlantic silverside), 1632 nucleotides long. Lineage: Eukaryota; Metazoa; Chordata; Actinopteri; Atheriniformes; Atherinopsidae. The record is from the annotation of a GenBank genome assembly.